Molecule: messenger RNA, 1578 nt
Organism: Postia placenta MAD-698-R-SB12
Lineage: Eukaryota; Fungi; Basidiomycota; Agaricomycetes; Polyporales; Adustoporiaceae
Exons: 9
Coding region: 24-1469 (481 amino acids)
Biological process (GO): proteolysis
Molecular function (GO): metallodipeptidase activity
Source: RefSeq, a predicted model, not a curated record
CCUUCACCCAUCCUUACACCAGAAUGCCCGCGCCAACCAAGUUCACUACGUACAUUGACGAGCAUGCCGAUAGCUUCAUAAAGAGGCUUGCGGAGGCGGUAGCCAUCCCCAGUGUAAGUGGUGAGGGACCGCGCCGCAAGGAGGUCUUCAGGAUGGGCUCCUGGCUCGAGGGCCAGCUCAAUACCCUUGGCGUGAAAACAAAGCAAGUAGACCUCGGCAAGCACACGAUGGACGGACAGGAGUACCAACUACCACCUGCGAUCCUGGGCAAGAUAGGUGACAGUCCGAACAAGAAGACCGUGCUCAUCUACGGCCACUAUGAUGUGCAGCCCGCGAACAAAAGCGAUGGAUGGGACACCGACCCGUUCACGCUCGUCGAGGGCGACGAUGGCCGCCUGAUUGGCCGCGGGUCGACUGACGACAAGGGGCCGAUUAUGGGCUGGCUGAAUGUCUUGGAGGCACACAAGGCUCUUGGACUCGAUCUGCCCGUGAACCUGCGCUUCUGCUUCGAAGGGAUGGAGGAAAGCGGCAGCGAGGGCCUGGACGACCUCAUUAAAUCCGAAGCAGCUAAGGGUAAGGACGGCUGGUUCGCGGGCGUCGACUGCGUUUGCAUCUCGGACAACUACUGGCUCAACAGUCGCACACCCUGCUUGACAUACGGUCUGCGUGGGCUGGCGUACUUCAAGGUCACUGUCAGCGGACCCGCCCGCGAUCUGCACUCUGGUGUAUUUGGUGGCACCGUGUUCGAGCCCAUGACUGACCUCAUCACGGUUAUGAGUAAGCUCGUGAAGUCGGACGGUACAAUUUUGGUCCCUGGUGUCGCGGAGAUGGUCCCUCCUCCGACUAAGGAGGAACUCGAGAUGUACGACAAGCUCGAUUAUAGCAUCGAGGACAUCGAGGAUGCAGCGGGUGCAUCCAUUGCUGUCUCCUCGGAUAAGGCCAAGGUCCUCAUGGGUCGCAUGCGUUACCCUUCUCUUUCCCUUCAUGGGAUUGAGGGCGCCUUCUACGGUGCGGGCGCGAAGACCGUCAUCCCGGCUUCUGUAUCUGGAAAAUUCAGCAUCCGUCUUGUUCCUCCGCAGACUCCUGAGCAGAUCGAGCCGCUCGUGCAGAAGUACCUCGAAUUCGAGUUCGGGAAGCUGAACACCAAGAACAAGAUGACCGUCGAGAACUUGCACGGCGGGAAGCCAUGGAUGGCUGAUCACAAGCACUGGAGCUUCGAGGCGGCGAAGAAAGCCACGGAGGCCGUUUAUGGCAGGGCGCCCGACUAUACCCGUGAGGGUGGGUCCAUCCCUGUCACCCUUACAUUCGCCGAGAGUCUGGGUGUAAACGUCCUGCUGCUGCCCAUGGGACGCGGUGACGAUGGCGCUCACUCAACCAAUGAGAAGCUCGACAAGUCCAACUACAUCGAGGGGACCAAGUUGUUGGGCACUUACCUUUACGAAGUUGGCGCGAUCUCCCAGAACGCUUGAACAAGUAUAAUGCGCAUUGCUGUAUCAAUGAGAAGCUGUAUGAUUGCUGUGUAUCAUUGGGUUUAAACGAAUGUUGUAUUCUUCUACACAAAACAACUAUUGUCACUGG